This is a messenger RNA of Lolium perenne, 351 nucleotides long. NCBI's taxonomy places the organism in Eukaryota, Viridiplantae, Streptophyta, Magnoliopsida, Poales, Poaceae. The record is from RefSeq and is a predicted model, not a curated record.
AUGAGAGGCGACACGAAGCUGCUCUGCGCGCUGGGCCUGCUGCUGCUCUGCGUGGCGGCCAACUUCCAAGGCGCGCACUGCCGCGGCGGCGGAGGCCACGGCGGUGGCGGUGGCCACGGAGGCGGGGGCGGAGGACGCGGCGGCGCCGGCAGGAGCGGCGGCGGUGGUGCCCGUCCGUUACUCUACGGGGCGGGGGCUGGCGCGGUCGCCGGUGCGGGAGCGGGCGCGCUCGCGGGCAGGGCCGCGUCGGGGUCGCGCAGCGCGGCGGGAGAACCGCAUGGCCGCGGCGUCUCGGGGCUCUCCGGCGCCGCCGCCAUCCUCGCAGCCGCGGCACUCGUCCGGUGGCUAUGA